Megalops cyprinoides (Indo-Pacific tarpon) is the source of this 1569-nucleotide messenger RNA. RefSeq names its product mitochondrial ribosome-associated GTPase 1 (gene mtg1). NCBI's taxonomy places the organism in Eukaryota, Metazoa, Chordata, Actinopteri, Elopiformes, Megalopidae. The record is from RefSeq and is a predicted model, not a curated record. Gene Ontology annotation, molecular function: GTP binding; GTPase activity. Bases 53 to 1012 code for a protein of 319 amino acids. Gene Ontology annotation, cellular component: mitochondrion. The transcript is spliced from 11 exons.
UAUGUGACAACGGCAUGAGUAGUGUCUUGAAACUUUAUCUCAAUAAAAAAAAAUGAGACUACAACAAAUACUCCGCAAUGCUUCUAAAUUCAGAGCCGUCUUCGAUUUCGGUGACCGCGAAAUUGCCCAUUGGUUCCCUGGUCAUAUGGCAAAAGGGAUGAAACAGAUGAAAGCGAAUCUGAAGAAAGUGGACUGCAUAAUAGAAAUUCACGAUGCCAGAAUACCAUUCUCUGGGAGAAACCCACUCUUUCAGGAGAGUUUAGAUGUCCGACCACAUCUGCUGAUUUUGAAUAAAAUGGACCUAGCAGAUCCUUCAAGCAAGCAGAAAGUUCUGAAACAACUUGAGAAAGAUGGUGUGGAGAAUGUCCUGUUCACAGACAGCCUGAGGCAGAUCGACGAUAGCAUCAAGAAGAUAGUUCCCCUUGUGACAGAGCUCAUCGAGAGCAGGCCUCGGUUUCACAGGGAGGAGGACAUAAAUUAUUGCUUGAUGGUGAUAGGCGUACCAAAUGUUGGGAAGUCAUCACUGAUUAAUGCCUUAAGAAGAACUAAUUUGAAAAAAGGCAAAGCUUCCAAAGUUGGAGGUGAACCUGGCAUAACCAAGGCAGUCUUAACCAGAAUCCAGGUCUGUGAAAGGCCUCCUGUGUUCCUGCUCGACACCCCAGGAGUGCUCCCUCCAAAAAUCGAGAGCAUAGAAACAGGAAUGAAGUUAGCAUUGUGCGGAACGAUAUUGGAUCAUUUAGUUGGUGAAGACAUCAUUGCAGACUACUUACUCUAUUCCUUGAACAGACUUGAAAAAUUCAGUUACGUGGACAAGUAUGAGCUGGGAGAGCCCUGCGACGACAUUCAGAAUGUCCUCAAACGCAUUGCUGUGAAGCUGGGUAAAACGCAGAGGGUGAAGGCCAUCACAGGUGUAGGGAACAUCACCAUCACAAUGCCAAACUACACCGCAGCGGCGUACGACUUCAUCAGAGCAUUCCGGAAAGGCGAGCUCGGCAGAGUGAUGCUGGACUGAUUGGGCUGCCCUGCUGAUCACAGUAGCAGCAAGAGGACUCGACCAUUAAAAGGUCCCCAUUCAGCACGAGAUGGCCACGUGAUUAAAAUACCUUGUACAUAGUGCUCGGAACACAUUUGCGCUGAGGCACAGUGCAAUAAUAAAAGGUGUUAUUUUUAUAAAACCCUGUCUCGGGUCAGUGUGUGUGGGAUGUAGGCCCAUGAGGAGAGUUUGUCAUACCAUGAUGAGUUAUGGCAGGUUUGGAUAUUCACAGCUGAAUUUCACCUCUUUGGAAAGUGAAAACAAAUGCAACAAGUGUGUACUUUUAACAGGUCCAGUAAAUUAAAUUCAUUAAGGGUAUUAUUGAGUUAUUGGGCAAAACUGUAAAUGCAAAGGAGCAUGGGAAUCUUUAUUCCAGACCAUGGCCUGUGUUAUCACUAGAUUUUGUAGGCUUUGAUGCUGUUUCACAAAGUUAAUGUGAAAGGAUAUUGGUGUUGCUCAUAGAGGAUACUUGAUUUUAUAGGUUAAAUACUGCUCAGAAUAUGAGGCACUCGCUUUCUACAAUAAUCCCAGGGCUA